AUGAGGUGGUUUAAUGGUCUAAAGACGAACUCCAUAGAUUCGUAUAGGCAGCUGACCCAAGCUUUUGGCUCCCGCUUCGUUACGAACCGCAGAGCCCCUCGGCCUUUAAGUGCUUUGUUGUCGUUAUCUAUGCAUGACGGAGAAACCUUAAAGGUCUACUCGGACAGAUAUUGGGAGACGUACAAUGAAAUGAAAGACAACUUUGACGACGUCGCCAUUAUCACUUUCAAAAAUAGUCUCCCAGCCGAUCACGGCCUGAGGAAGUUGCUGACUGGCAAACCGGCCACCAAUAUGCGCCAACUGAUAGAUCAGAUCGACAGGUACAAGCGAGUGGAAGAAGACCAGUUGCAAGGAAGAGGAAAAGAGAAGGUUAUCCCUCAGGAGAGGAGAGAUUUAAGGUCGGAUCGGUAUUACAACAGCCGCCCAAGGAGGGACUUCGUAGGGCAACCCGGAACAACCAACGCACAAGCUGUCAAUGUUGUAUUUCGAGAACCAAUACAUCAGGUGUUGGAGAAAAUCAAGAACGAACCAUACUUUAGGUGGCCGAAUAAGAUGACGGGAGAACCCUCGAGGCGCGAUCAGAACUUUUAUUGCCAAUACCACCAAGACCACGGGCAUACCACGGAGAACUGUAAGAACCUCUGGAACUACCUAGACCAGCUAGUCUUGGAAGGAAAGCUGAAGUACCUUCUACAUCAUUCUAGUGGUCAUCAAGGCCAUCAAGAAGCCAGUAGGGAUGCUGCCCUAAGGCCACCCGCAGGAACGAUCAACGUAAUCGUGGCCACACGAGGGAGAACAGGCACGCGCCCUGCACGAGUGUUAUCAGUGGCUCAACCGUCUGUCGAGGUGUCCCAGCCAAGGCCGAAGAGAGCUAGGAUGAACUUUCGUCCCGUCUUGAGUUUUUCAAAGGAGGACAAGGUCGGGACCAUCCAACCCCAUGACGAUGCGCUGCUGAUUACCCUCAAAAUCGGGGACUACGAUGUGAAAAGAGUGAUGGUGGAUGGCGGCAGUGCGGCCGAGGUCAUGUACCCCAACCUCUACAAGGGGCUGGGGUUAAAACCAGAAGAUUUGAUGCCCUACAACUCCCCUCUAAUGAGCUUCGACGCGAAGCUUGUCAUUUCGAUGGGCAUGAUUAGCCUGCCCAUUCAGACCAGCCCAGAAAUAGUGGAGAUGAACUUCAUCGUGGUGGACUCCUACUCCCCCUAUACGGCCAUCAUCGGUAGGCCCUGGCUCCAUACCUUAGGGGCUGUUGCUUCCUCGUUGCACCAGAAGGUGAAAUUCCCGUCAGGGGACCAAGUCCUUGAAAUCCGUGGUUGCCAACCCACGGAGAGGUAA
Quercus robur (English oak) is the source of this 1335-nucleotide messenger RNA. RefSeq lists its product as uncharacterized. The record is from RefSeq and is a predicted model, not a curated record. The coding region runs from base 1 to 1335 and encodes 444 amino acids. The transcript has a single exon. Lineage: Eukaryota; Viridiplantae; Streptophyta; Magnoliopsida; Fagales; Fagaceae.